ACAAUGUCCAAUUUUACCUGCAUCAAUUGUAGUGUAAAAUUCGCUUCGGCGGAUAUACAGAGAGAGCAUUACAAAACAGAUUGGCAUCGCUACAAUCUCAAGCGCCGAGUUGCUGAACUGCCACCAGUCACGGCAGAGGAUUUCCAAUCGCGUGUCUUGCAAAUGCGCAAUGCCGAGGCCACUGCCAACGAGGAACGCCAAAUGAGCUUGUACUGCAAUGCCUGCAGGAAGCAGUUUGGCAAUCAGAAGGCCCAUGACAACCAUUUGAACAGCAAGAAACACAAGGAAAAUUUGGUGAAAUUUGAACGGGAAUGUGGCAGCGAAGUCAAGGAGGUAACCACCAAAUCUUUAAUACAGCAAAGGCCACAUCCGGCUAUUGCUGCAGCAGCUGAAGGAAAAGGAAAGUUUGCUUUGAAGCAGGCUGCACAAGUGGUGGAGUAUGGUGAUGACGACGACGACGAUGAUGAUGAAUACGAAGAUAUUGAAGAGGAAGAGGUUGAUUCGGAUGAGUUGGAUGAGAUUGCCGAGAGUCCGUUAAAGGAAAAUGACUGCAUAUUCUGUGAACAUAAAGCAGAGGAUUUGGUUGAUAAUUUAAAACACAUGUCCGUCGCACAUUCCUUCUUUAUACCCGACGUUGAGUAUUGUACUGAUGUGGAGGGUUUGAUACACUAUUUGGGUGAAAAGGUAGCCGUCUUCUUCAUAUGCCUGUUGUGCAAUGAUAGAGGCAAGACCUUCUAUUCGUUGGAUGCCGUCAGAAAGCACAUGAUUGACAAGGGACACUGUCAAAUGCUACAUGAAGGUUUGGCCUUGGCUGAAUAUGCAGAUUACUACGACUACAGUUCCAGUUAUCCAGAUCAUGAAGAAGGCAUGGAUGUUGAUGAAGAAGUUGUUCCAGAACUAUUGGAUGGUGAUGAAUAUCAACUUGUUUUGCCCUCAGGUGCCACUAUUGGCCAUCGUUCGUUGCUGCGUUACUACAAACAACGUUUGAAUCCAAAUCGUGCAUUGGUUCCAAAGAAAUCAAGUAAAUUACACCAUGUCCUAAGCACUUAUCGAUCAUUGGGCUGGACGAAAACCGAACAGAAAUUGGCUGCUCGUAAAGCUCACGAUAUUCACUUGAUGAAGAGAGUCCAUGCUAAAUGGCAAAUGAAGCUUGGUGUACGCGCAAAUAAACUGCAAAAGCAUUAUCGUGCUCAAGUUAUGUUCUAAGU
This is a messenger RNA of Musca vetustissima, 1208 nucleotides long. RefSeq names its product cytoplasmic 60S subunit biogenesis factor ZNF622. The transcript has 2 exons. Bases 4 to 1206 code for a protein of 400 amino acids. Gene Ontology annotation, molecular function: zinc ion binding; nucleic acid binding. The record is from RefSeq and is a predicted model, not a curated record. Gene Ontology annotation, biological process: ribosomal large subunit biogenesis. NCBI's taxonomy places the organism in Eukaryota, Metazoa, Arthropoda, Insecta, Diptera, Muscidae. Gene Ontology annotation, cellular component: preribosome, large subunit precursor.